Exserohilum turcica Et28A is the source of this 618-nucleotide messenger RNA. RefSeq lists its product as uncharacterized. The annotation marks the transcript as partial. Lineage: Eukaryota; Fungi; Ascomycota; Dothideomycetes; Pleosporales; Pleosporaceae. The transcript has a single exon. The record is from RefSeq and is a predicted model, not a curated record.
AUGAUCCGGUUUGUCUGCUUUUAUCUUCGCAUCGUUGCAGAUGAAGAGCGUCAGGUAGAUGAAUAUCUGGCACAGAGGGAUCGAGCUGUGGACGCUGAUGUGGACAGCGCAAGCGGCGAGGAUACUGGCACAGAGAGUGAGUAUGACGACAGCGAGUGCGGCGACAGGGACAGGGAGGGAACUGUUGACAGCAGUGACGGUGGAGUUGUGCCGCAUCGACAGCCGCGCAGUGCUGCACCGGCUGACAAGAUGAAGGAUGCCCGUGAGCUGUUUAGGUGGAAGGACAAUCAGAAGUCGCUGGCAGUGCAGCUGUGGCUUUCGCUAGGCGACGGCAACACAGCGACGCAGACAAAUGCUCUGCUAGACUCACUAGCUUCAUUUAUACUUACAGGUUACGGCACAGAUGAGUUUUCAAGUGGCUUAGUGCAGUUUCUAGCUGUGCUGGGUAUAGACACACAGACAAAGCGGUUGCGUACUGCAAAGAACUACUCGUACAUACUUGCUGGCGUGGUCUACUGCGUUCGAGUACUAGCAGUGGAAAAGAUUUUACCGGCAGCUGAGCGCGACGAUCAGACAGACGAAGACCGUGAGCACUUCUUGGACAUGCGUCAGAAAUAU